UAUAAAUUUCAGAUCGCAAUAUGGUACGGAUCCCUUUGCUUUUGGGGGUCAUCUUCCUGUGCUCGGCGCAGGCUCAAAAUAGCCAAGCUCCCCUCCAACUGUCGGUGGGAAAUCCUCUAACCGCUCUCACAGCACCGACGGCUUUUCAGAGUGGCGUCACUCACAUCCAGGCCAUGCGAAGCAACUUUGAAGAGGAUGUCCUUAUCAGCAUUUCGCAGGGUGUCCAGGAGUUUGCCCUCGAUCUCCUGCAGCGCAUAUCCGUCGAGGUGGAGAGGCUGAACAGGGACUUUAUGAUAUCGCCCUUCUCCGUGUGGUCACUCCUGGUGCUCCUGUACGAAGGAUCCGAGGGAGAGACCUACAACCAGUUGCGACAGGCCCUGCGGAUCAAUGUGGAGGAUGAAAAGCUGCGUGGAGCCUACAAGGUGUGGAGCUCCUUUCUCAAUACAACCACUCCAACUAUCGAGGUGGCCACCCUGCAGGCCAUUUACACCGGCAAGGACUAUCCCAUCAAGAGCAACUAUCGGAAUGCCAUUCAGAACUACAAUGUGCAGCCCGUGGAGGUGGACUUCAAUAGCCCGGAUUCCGUGCUGGAGAUCAACGAUGCCACAAAGCGCAUCACCCGAGGUCUAAUUCCACACACCGUUCUGCCUCAGGACAUUUAUGGAGCCAGGAUGUUUCUGCUGUCCUCCCUCUACUUCAAAGGCCAGUGGAAGUUCCCCUUCAACAAGACUCUGACGAGAGAGGAGCCCUUCUUCAGCGAGAGCGGCGAGGUGAUCGGCAAAAUACCCAUGAUGGUGCAGGAAGCGAACUUCGCCUAUGUCUCCAACAUCGAGGGUCUGGAUGGCUACGUCCUGGAGCUGCCCUACGGCACCCAGGACCGACUGGCGAUGCUCGUGGUGCUGCCCAAGCGGGGAUUCAAGUUGAACGACGUGGCCAACAAUCUGAAGACUCUGGGACUGCGACCCAUUCUUCAGAAGCUGGCGGCCUUCAGGAACAGGGACACCGAGGACAACGAAGUGGAGGUCAUGAUGCCCAAGUUCAUCACUACCACGGACUUUACACUCAAGGGAACGCUAAUCAAGAUGGGCAUUCGGGAUCUGUUCGACGAGAGUGCCGCCAACCUGAACCGCAUGUCCUCCGGAUUGUUCGCCAAGCUGAUCGUCCACUCCACCAAGAUCAUCGUGGACGAGCAGGGAACUACGGCGGGAGCUGUCACAGAGGCUUCGCUGGUCAACAAGGCCACCCCACCCAAGUUCCAGCUGAACAGGCCCUUCCAGUACAUGAUCGUGGAGAAGGCCACCGGCCUGAUGCUCUUCGCCGGCCAAGUUCGGAACCCCAAGGCGGUUUAGAGAUCUGAGCCUGACUUUACUCGCAUACCACAAUAAACACGUUACGUUAAGUCAA
Drosophila takahashii is the source of this 1404-nucleotide messenger RNA. RefSeq names its product Serpin 77Ba (gene Spn77Ba). Gene Ontology annotation, molecular function: serine-type endopeptidase inhibitor activity. Lineage: Eukaryota; Metazoa; Arthropoda; Insecta; Diptera; Drosophilidae. The record is from RefSeq and is a predicted model, not a curated record.